AUGCAAAAAGAAGAUACUAGCGAUAAUAUAUUGGCUUACCCUUCAUUUGGAAGCAAUAUUAACGCCAAGAACAUUCAAGCAGUCGCUUCAAGCGAUAUAAUGCAUCAUAUCAAUAUUUUCGAUCUUGGACUUUACAGAAUAAAAAGUCACUGCCAUUACGAUCUUGGGUUGGCUAAAACUUCAGAUUAUUCCAUAUUCUAAGUUGAGAUAGUCAAUGAAGAAGUAUAAAGAUGGUUCUAAGGAAGAUUCAUUCUUGAAAUCUGGAAUAAGAGUGGCGAACGAAUUUUCUAAAAGAUACUAAGAGAAGAGAUCACUCAAUGGAAACUCUAUAAUAAUACCUUCUUAUUCAAAGGAGCAAGCUAAUCACCAGUGAUAUACCUAAUCUGGCUAAAUGAAAAGAAAAUGGCUGCAAUUAAGCACCCUUAUGAAGAUAAUAGAGUUGAUUCAAAAGAAAUAACCACCACCAUUUCUCAAUAUCAGAAUUCUGAGGAAAACUAACUGCCAAUAGUCGAGAAGGAUUUUUCAGGAAUCAUUCAUAAUGAAAGAAUCUUCUAAUUGAUAAACAAUCCAAAUAAAAACGAAAUCAUUUUCAUUUGUGUUGGAGACAACUUCUAACUUGUGUACUAUAAACUUGUCUAGAAUAAAACCUCUGAGAAGCGACAGAUUUCUUUACAAGUAAUAGAAACAGAUUAGAAUGUUUAGAAAAAGUUAAAAACAAGGAUUGACAAGAAAUAAUAAAAACUGAUUGAGAGCUUAGCUGAUGUUUAAUAGAUCCAACUAAUAUUCAAAAAUAAUACUGCUUACUUGGUAGUUUUAAGGAAAAAUUAAGUUUUUGAGCUAGUUGAAAACUUCCUCUAAACUGUUUAUGUUGAAUAAAGGCUUAACCUAGUUAAACUACUGCCUGCUUUUGGAGAUAGAAUAACUUUCCAAUUUUCAGAUAACUCAAUCUAACAGUCACCAUCCUUGGAUAAAAUUUCUGAGAAACUUUUCCUUACUGAGGAUGAGUACUUCAAACAGCAGAUUAGCAUUCCUUAAUCAUCUCCUCUCUAUGAUAUUCACAAAAAUAUUCACUUCUACCAAGACUCAUUGAUCAUAAACGAGCAGCUUUUCUUGAUAAGAGACAAUUAAAUAUUUAUUAUCGAUACGUUGAGUAAAGAAAUUCUUUAUAAGUUCUUCUAAAAACAUAAGGUCCUAAGUCUUCACAAACUCAAGUCUCAAAGUGAGGAUGAAAGAGGCUACAAGGUAACUCAAUACAGAGUCAUUUCUGUUCAUUAAAAUGGUACUUUAUAAGCAUUUAUCCCAGACGAUAAUCAUCAAGUUACUAAAUGGUAGAGGCAAGAGAUUAGCUAAACUAACAUUGUUUAACAAAAAGAAAAUGUAGUUUCAGCCUUUUAGAAUUAGACUUCUCUUAGCAAUCUGUACAUUGUGUCUCAAACAUCAUCAGAAGGAUUGAAAGUCUAUCAAAUGUAAUUCAAUAAGUAGAUCAUAGAGCUGAACCUUAAACUUAAAAAAGGAGAUCACGUAUUUACAGUUAAUUCUAUAAGCAGAUAGAGAGACAUGAUUGGAGUUGUUGAAGCUAAAUAUCUCCAAAUCUACAGAAAUGAUAAAGGAAAUCUAAUCAAGCUUUAUUAGCUAAAUCACACAAGAUUUGAGUUUAGAGAUUUAAUCUGUAAUCACAGUAUGUACUAUUUCUAAAAGGAAUACAUUCUUGUCAUUACUAAGAAGACAGUUAUCAAGAUUAAUGUUGCAACUAGUACCAUUGAAUAAAGCAACCUUAAAAAUAGCGUAAAGUUCGGUGGAAACUGCUUGAUUGAUGCUUCUACAUUCUAUUUCUUAACAGAGGGUGAUGAAGAGGGAACCUCAAAGUUAGCUAUUGCAGAAACACAGUCAAUUGAAGCUUCGUUCUAGGAUCUAUCUAAAGAUGAGAAAAAGAGCGCAAUUGCUGAUUAGGAAAAUUCCAAGAAAAAUAAUAGAUUAAUGUAUCCCACCUGGAACUUUUCAAGUCCAAUCAGAAGACUUGAUUAUGAUGAAUAUAAUGCUGUUAUGAAUCUGUAACUUACAAACUAUGAAAUAGUCCAAGUACCUCUCUUCCAUAGAAAUACAAUGCACUUCAUAGGAAUGGCAGAGAGAUCAUUCUACCUUGCAUUCAAGAAGCAUCAUGAGAGGCUCUACGCUCUUGACAAAAACAAUUAUUUGAACUGCUGGUCAAUGGAAAACGGACAACAUUUGUCAAAGCAAUACGUAACAAGUGGUGAUUACAGAUAUUAUGAAAACGAAAAGGAUUUAUAUGAUAAGGAUUGGUUCCCAUUCACAUUGAUUUAUAGACCUAACUAAGCCUCUCCAAACAGUGUUGAAGAUGAAGGUGCUUAAUAAUAUAGAACAUAUAAGGUUAUUGAUAUUGAUGAGAGAGGAAGUCUAUUUGAAUGGGUUACAUUCGUGCAUCCAGUUAACAAGUAAAUGAAGACCCAUCUUUAUUUCAACACCGAUCUUAAUCUAAUGAUUGAAUUACUAAUCCCAAAGCAUGGAUCUGCUAUCUACAACCUAUAUCAAAUGGAAAAUGUCAAUACUCAAAAAUGGAAGUUCAUUAAGCAACUUAAUCUUGAAAACAAAGAUAUUGAAUGGCAUCAUAAGAGUCUAUUCCCAUAUAAUAUCAAUUAAAAGAACUUUGAGAUCAUCAAUCAAGAAAGUAUAAAGGACUACGACACUUACAAGUUCCUUGAUAAGGAAAGAAUUAAAAUCCUGAAUACAUAAGAUGGAAUUGAAAUGGUCUACAAUCUACAGGAUUAAAAUAUUGAAGGAUACAUGGCUCUUUAAUACUCAUUCACUAAUACCAAGGAAAGCUUUUACGACAAGAAAUGUGGACAUUUUUACAUAUAAGAAGUUACUUCAAGACUCCAAAAUUUCUAUGAAUAAUUAAGAAGAAAGAUUUAUCUUAACAAAAAGACAAGAUUCAGGCUCAGAUCAUUGGAUGUUUCAGCUAGAGACUAUAAAUACAAGUAUGUGAUUGAGCAAAGUUAUUCAAACUUGGAUUAUUAAUACUACUAGUAAUAUAUCCAAGGUAAAGAGAAAGCACUAUUAAAAACUUUUAAAUCCAUGUCUAGCGACCAAAUCCAAAGGUUAGUUCACAACAUUUUUCCAGGUGGAAAUAAUACGAUUCUUCAUUACAUUGCUGAAUCUGAUAUUGGAUUUGAAUCGAUCGAUCAUUUGACUCAGUUAGCUAAGAAAGAAGGAUUCGUUGUUCCAUUUUUGUUAAAUCUAGAGCUUUUAACCCCACUAGACAUAACUGUGAACAAAAAAGACUUUAAGUAAACUAACUCAUUAGUAAAGAUGCUUUCAAAGACACCAUUAGAUCAUCACUCAAGACUCCUUAGUCAUUUAGUACCAAAACUUAUUGACAUGAAUCUACCUGCUCUCGAUAAAUACUUCGAUCGCAGAAAGUUCCAAAGUGGAGUUUGCAAAUCAAUAACCCUUGGUAGAAUAAAGAUAGAUGAUGACAAGGAUUUUAGAACUAUCCCAACAACAUUACUGAACGAUAGCGCUGAUUAAGUUAAUUAAGCUUUAAUGAAUCCAAAGUCUAAAGAAUAAUCAAUCAAUCUUGAAAUCCUUGAUGUUCCUCUCCAUUAAUUCAAGGGAAAUGACUAUGGAAAGUAAGCAUAAGUUGAGAAUGCAGUGAAUGAUUACGAAAUAAGACUGGUUAAGAGUCUUGCAAAUACUGCAAACUAAGAUCUUUUCUAAUAGAAAUCAGUAAGAGCUUUUAUUGAUUAUAUAUGGCCUCAUUCAAGACAGCUUAUAAUGAAGAACCUUUUCCUUCCAUAUUUAGCAUUCAUCCUCUACUAUAUGAUUUAUCUAGUUGUUUUGAAGAAGCUCAACAUUACUCAAGAGAAUGACCCAACAUUCUUUAACUUCACUGCUGGAAUGUUUACACUUUAUGAUAUUAUGUUCAAGAUAAUCUUAUUCUUGGGAUGCUUCUACUUUUUCUAUCAAGACUUCCUCCAAAUCAAAAGUUUCACUAACAACCCUGUUGUACUUUGGAGUUAUGCUAACAUUUUCCCACUCAGUUUGAUGAUCUUUAUCAUCGUAUAUGACUUGUUUAUUGAAUCUGCAAAUCAAGAACUUGAGAAGACUUUCUAUUCAGCUUCAUCAUUCUUUAUUUGGAUAAGAGUUAUACACUUAUUAAAAUGUUUUGACCACACAGCCUUCUUGCUCAGAAUGGGAGCUGGUAUCCUUCAUAGAAUGAGAUACUUGAUUGCUUUUAUUAUUGUCUCCCUACUUGCUUUUGGAUUCACUUUCUAUUUCGUUUCAGAGUUUAAUACUCCCAAGAAUUCAGGACUAUUCAUUGCUGAAACACCUUAUGACGGAAUCGGAUAUAUGUUCCAAGUACUACUAGGUCAAUAUGAUACUGAGAACUUUAACAACGUUUAUCUCUCAAUCUUGCAAGUACUUGUGAGUUUCUUCAAUGUUUUCUUUAUUUUCACUUUGAUCAUUGCACUUUCAGCCUCAUCAUUCAGCAGAGAUAGUGACAUCAAUAGCAAUGAAGCCUACCAAGAUAAGGCAUCACUUAUAGCUCUAUACUCAUACUUAAUGGGUGAAGUUGCUAUCAGAGAGCCAGCUAAGCAAUAUUUACUGCUUGCCACUGUGACUGAGGGUAAGAAAGGUAAGAAAGGAUCAUUUGGCUCAGCCGGAUUUGGAGACUCAGCUGAUAUGAGAAUGGUUCAAGCCAAGAUGCUUAAGACCAUGGACAGAAGACUGAACAAUCUCACUAACAAGGUUGAAAAGACCUUAAAAGAAAUCUCAGAUAGACUGGAUACUGUGACCCAGUAACAGAGGAAUGACUGA
Stylonychia lemnae is the source of this 4836-nucleotide messenger RNA. The record is from the annotation of a GenBank genome assembly. Lineage: Eukaryota; Ciliophora; Spirotrichea; Sporadotrichida; Oxytrichidae.